Messenger RNA from Sinocyclocheilus grahami, 1553 nucleotides. Its product is annotated as aminomethyltransferase, mitochondrial. Gene Ontology annotation, molecular function: aminomethyltransferase activity; protein binding. The transcript is spliced from 9 exons. Gene Ontology annotation, cellular component: mitochondrion; glycine cleavage complex. The record is from RefSeq and is a predicted model, not a curated record. Lineage: Eukaryota; Metazoa; Chordata; Actinopteri; Cypriniformes; Cyprinidae. Gene Ontology annotation, biological process: glycine catabolic process. Bases 137 to 1204 code for a protein of 355 amino acids.
GCUUAGUUGACUUUGGACUGGUUUCGUAAACUGUAAAUAGCUAAUGGGGCCUAAUGUGAGGUAAAAGUGGGCAGACUCAUAGGUGGCGCUCAAGAAGACCCCGCUAUAUGAAUUCCACAGGGCUCAGGGUGGUAAGAUGGUGGAGUUUGCAGGAUGGAGUAUGCCUGUGCAGUACAAAGACAGUCACAUUAACUCACACAUGCACACACGCCAGCACUGCUCCAUCUUCGACGUCAGUCACAUGCUGCAGACUAAAGUCUAUGGUAGAGACGGAGUGAAGUUCAUAGAGUCUCUGAUUGUUGGAGACAUUGUUGAACUAAAAGACAACCAGGGCACUCUCUCCCUCUUCACAAACGCUAAAGGAGGAAUCAUGGAUGAUCUGAUAGUGACCAAGACAGACCAGGGUUACCUUUAUGUUGUCUCCAAUGCUGGCUGUGCAGACAAAGACUCUGCUCAUAUGCAGGCCAGACUGCAGGAGUUUAAAGCAGCAGGUCAUGAUGUAGAUUUGGAGUUCAUGGAAGAAAGUCUUAUUGCUCUGCAGGGCCCAUCAAUGGCCCAGGUUCUGCAGAAAGGUGUGGGUGAUGACCUCAGGAAGCUGACCUUUAUGACCAGUGUUUUGACCCCAGUGUUUGGCAUUCAGGGCUGCAGGGUCACGCGCUGCGGAUAUACAGGGGAGGAUGGAGUUGAGAUCUCAGUACCAAGUGGAGACGUUGUCUCACUGACUGAAAAGUUGUUAGCCGAUACUGAGGUGAAACUCGCUGGUCUCGGUGCCAGAGACAGUCUCAGGCUGGAGGCGGGACUUUGUCUCUAUGGCAACGACAUUGAUGAGACCACCACACCUGUGGAAGCAAGUCUUGUUUGGACUAUAGGUAAGCGCCGUCGACAGGCACGAGAUUUUCCCGGUGCUGACAUCAUUGUUCCACAAAUAAAGGCAAAAACUCAGAGAAAGAGAGUGGGACUGAUCUCCACUGGACCACCUGUCAGACAGCACACACCAAUCCUGUCAUCUGACGGCAGGGUUAUAGGUGAGGUCACCAGUGGAUGCCCCUCCCCCUGCCUCAAACAAAAUGUUGCCAUGGGCUACGUGGAAGCUGGCUUCAGUAAAGUGGGCACAUCAAUCCAGGUGGAAGUGAGGAAGAAAGUAGUGCCAGCAGUGGUCAGCAAGAUGCCAUUCGUGCCCACCAAGUAUUACAUGGGCCAGUAGACCUACUGAUCAUAAAGCCAUCUGUGUGUACAAGAGGGUCUGUUGAAGACCUGUCUGGUAGUAUUUAGUAGUGGAGGUCACUGCCACUGGAUUGCUGCUGGAAUGGAGACCAACAUUAGAGAUUACGCAAAGCCUGAGACACACGCCAACAUUGAGCAUUCCAUAAUGCAAACUAUAAACACAAACAUAAUUUACUUCCAUUUAAAUUACAUUCCAGGGCAUUCUGUAAUAAUUGCACAACAUUUUGGCCACUUCACUUGAAAUUCAAAUCAAAUGGAAUUUCAGGAUGUGGGAAAGGACCACUUGCUGUUUCUGUGUGUGUGUCUAACAUAGAGCACUUAAAAUGUUA